Messenger RNA from Spodoptera exigua (beet armyworm), 1798 nucleotides. The record is from the annotation of a GenBank genome assembly. NCBI's taxonomy places the organism in Eukaryota, Metazoa, Arthropoda, Insecta, Lepidoptera, Noctuidae.
AUGGAGAUGUCUCAUACAGUAGUAAGAGGAAAACCAAAUGCUGCUCAGCUCCACCUCGACUCGGUGCUGGACGCCAUUUUGCUCGAGCAGGGAAUCAAACCUAGUGCCGAGGCGAGAAGCAAUGUCCCGCUCGCACAGAUCAUGUUGCACUGUUUCAAGCAGAGGCCAAAUGAGGUGUUCUUGAGUAACGCUGGAACUGGAAAAGACAUAACAAAUGAGCAACAUUUGAAGCGUGCCAUCUCUAUCGCACGCACGCUAACUGGCAUGGGUUUGAAAGGGAAGUACGCUAUAGUGGAGAUGAGGAACCACCAGGAGACGUUGGCCGUUUACUUCGCCCUCAUAUUUGCUGGAGUGAUCCCGUUCAUGAUGGAGCCUAACGCCACUGUCUAUGAACUGACCCAUUUCCUGAAGCUGGUGGAGCCCAGCAUUGUGUUCUACGACGGAGAGUUCGAGCAGGCGAUGCAAGAGGCGACGCGCGCCUGCCCCGAGCUGCAGCCCGUGCUGGUGGCUGCGGACCAGCCCGGAGUCCUCGACAACUUCACUAAAGGACAAUCCGAUGAUAUCGCAAGCUAUCGGGUCGCAGAGCGUGCUAUGGAUGACACCGUCAUUCUGCUGCCCACCAGUGGCUCCACUGGACUACCCAAAGCUGUGAUCUUAACGAAUCGAGGACUGACAACCGUUCUGCCUACAAUUUGGACGUAUCACUCCCGGUUCCCGACCCCGACGAGGAGAAUGAUGAUCCUGACCACCAUCCAGUGGGUGACGUUCACCAUGUUCACCACCACCAGCGUCGCGUACCACGUCCCCAUCGUGAUGACGCCCAAAGCAAUUACUGCUGAUCAUGUCAUAGAGAUCAUGGAGAAGUACCGGCCGACCUGGGGAUAUUUAGCGCCAGCGUUUGCUGUGUCGCUGGUACCUCUCAUCAGACCCGACCAGCUCAGCUCGUUUGAAAUAAUGUACCUUCUGGGUGCGCCGGCUAGUCCCACGCUGAUGGGCAACUUGAAAGCCAAAAUGACAGAGACAGCGCGUCUGUGCGACGGGUACGGCAUCACAGAGACACACGGACUCAUUGCCAUCCCCGACAAAGACGCGCCCAUGAAGUCCAACGGAUGGGUGCUCAACUUCUUGAACUACAAGAUCGUGGACGAUGAAGGUCAGGAGCGGGGACGCGGAGAGAAUGGCGAGCUCUGGGUGAAGGGGAGCAGUGUGUUUAAGGGCUACCACAAGAACUUGGCAGCGUAUGAGGAGGCGGUCACUCCUGACGGAUGGUUCAAAACCGGAGAUGAGUUCCACCUGGACGAGAACGAGCGGCUCUCAUACGUGGUCAGGAAGAAGAUCACCUUCAAACACAUGGGUGCUCAUGUUUCACCUGAGGAAGUAGAGCGAGUGAUCUGCUCGAUACCAGGAGUGCAUGAGAGCGUGGUGUGUCCGUCUGAGAAGGGAGCCGUCGCAGCCGUCGUGUUGUUGCCGGGAGCUGACGUCACCAGGGAACAGAUACAUGCUGUGGUCAACUCCACUUUGAGCGAGCACAAGCGGUUACACGGAGGGCUCGCGUUCGUGCCGUCGCUCCCUCACACGCACUCCGCCAAGCUGAAGAGGAAUGAGUGCAGCAAAUUGAUCGAAGAACUCAUUAAGAGCGGAGACUGCUAUUAAGUGGCUGUGAUGUGUUGAUGGACGGAGAAUGUUCUCGUUAAAGUAGAGCUUACUUAUCUGUGAUUGUGGACGUACGCACUGAAAUAAGUAUUAGGUAGCUAGGUCUUGUGUUUAAUAAAUAUUGUUUGUGAAAAAUAUAAUUUCU